AUGCCGGGUAUGCUCAAACAUCGUCCUGUCGCUGCCCAUCACCGGCUUCUGAGUUGUAUUACCAGCGGAAGCCAGCACUCCGGCGACGUCCAUGAGGAGGACGCUUUGUGCUUGUCUGAACUGGUGCAUGAUUUCCUCCAAGAUAACGUAACGGAGGGUCGAUCAUCGGAGAACAAUUUGGACUCCGAGCGAGCCGACUCGGUGUCUGAAUGUGAUGAUCUGAUAAUGGGGGGCACAUUCUCAUGGAAAGUUAGAAAUAAUGUCGAUCCUUAUAGGAAGCAGCUUUUGUCGCACGUUUCGGAGGCCGUGGAGAUGUUUUGGUCUCUAAGGCGAAACGUUCCGGUUUUCCGGCGGAAUGUGGUGGCGUUUCUCCAGGAGAAGGGCCAUAAUGCGGCCAUCUGCGAGACCAAGUGGGACUGCUCCGGUGGCGUCAUCGCCGGGAACCACGAGUUCAUCGACGUGGAGCGAAGGGGAUCGUCCACGUGGCAGACUAGGUACUUAGUGGAGGUUGAAUUCACGUCGCAGUUCGAGAUCGCUCGGCCGACGAGGAAGUACGAGGAGAUUCUGAGCUCUGUGCCCAGAAGCUUCGUCGGAAGAGCGGACGAGCUGAGACGCACCGUUAGGGUCGUCUGUGACGUGGCGGAGCAGUCUUUUGAGUGCGCAGGACUCUCCGUGCCUCCAUGGAGAAAAACGAAGUUCAUGCAGAACAAGUGGUUGGCUCCGUAUCGUCGAAUAACGAAUCGGGUCCAGGGAAUCCCAGUUCCGGCGGCCGGAGAAGCCAUUCACGGUGCCAAUUGCAGAUCGGUGGGCUUCUACGACAUCGUUUCAGAGGCCGGACCCGUUGGGGCCUCCGUGCGCACGAGAUAA
Molecule: messenger RNA, 867 nt
Organism: Neltuma alba
Lineage: Eukaryota; Viridiplantae; Streptophyta; Magnoliopsida; Fabales; Fabaceae
Exons: 1
Coding region: 1-867 (288 amino acids)
Source: RefSeq, a predicted model, not a curated record